UGACCGCGCAGCCCCGCGGAGCCCCAAGGGUUACAGCGGGCAGCUCCGCGCUAAUACAGCCUAAGCUGAUAUUAGCCAAGCUUAACUUCUUUCGGCAGUUUGCAGAUGGGAAGGGGGUGGGACGUCCUGCAGUCAGCAGUUCUCCACGAGCCCGUGAACGCGGGCGCCGGCGACGGAGCCGACCAUGAGCUGAGCUCGUGGGACGGACGGACGGACGGACAGACGGCUGCGAAAUCACCGUGUCGCUCGUGGAGAAGAUGCAAGCUCAGGAAAUCCUGCGGAGCCUGCGGCUCCCCGAGUUCGAUGACCUCAGCCAGUUCUUCCGCAACCUGCCUGCCACCGCACUGGUGGGCAUCGGUGCCUUCGCUGCCGUCGUCGCCUACUGGUUUGCCAGUCGGCCCAAGGCUGUGAAGCCGCCCUGUGAUCUGCGCGUGCAGUCGGAGGAGGUCGAGGGCCUGGAUGGAGCACGCCGCUCGGUGAUUGGGGACAGCCCACAGCUGCUGACCCAUUACUACGACGAUGCCAGGACCAUGUAUGAGGUCUUCCGGAGGGGGUUCAGCAUCUCUGAGAACGGCCCCUGCCUGGGCUUCAGGAAGCCCAAGCAGCCCUACCAGUGGCUGUCAUACAAAGAGGUGGCUGAAAGAGCAGAAGCUCUGGGCUCGGGGCUGCUGCAGCAGGGCUGCAAGGCAUCCACAGAGCAGUUCAUUGGGGUCUUUGCCCAAAACCGCCCAGAGUGGAUCAUUUCUGAGCUGGCCUGCUACACCUACUCCAUGGUGGUGGUGCCCCUCUAUGACACCCUGGGUCCUGGAGCCAUCCGGUACAUCGUCAACACAGCGGACAUUUCCACAGUCAUUUGUGACAAGCCUGACAAAGCCAGGACGCUGUUGGACCACGUGGAGAAGAGGGAAACGCCGGGGCUGAGCUCCAUCAUCCUGAUGGACCCCUUUGAGAAGGAGCUGACGGAGAGGGGAAGGCGCUGCGGGGUCCGCAUCCAGAGCAUGCAGGAGGUGGAGGACUGUGGCCGGGAGAACCGACACGCGCCUGUGCCUCCCCGGCCAGAAGAUCUCUCAAUUGUCUGUUUCACCAGUGGCACUACAGGGAACCCCAAAGGUGCUAUGCUGACACAUGGGAACGUGGUGGCUGACUUUUCAGGCUUUUUGAAAGUAACAGAGAGUCAGUGGUCUCCUACUUGUGAGGAUGUUCACAUUUCCUAUUUGCCUUUAGCACACAUGUUUGAGCGAAUGGUACAGUCUGUAGUGUAUUGCCACGGAGGGCGAAUUGGCUUCUUCCAAGGCGACAUCCGCCUGCUGUCUGAUGACAUGAAGGCGCUGCGUCCCACCAUCUUCCCUGUUGUGCCGCGCCUGCUGAACAGGAUGUACGACAAGAUCUUCAGCCAGGCAGACACCUCCCUGAAGCGCUGGGUGCUGGAGUUCGCCGCCAGGCGGAAAAAGGCUGAGGUUCGAAAUGGGAUCAUCAGAAAUGACAGCCUGUGGGACAGGCUCUUCUUUAACAAAAUACAGGCGAGCCUCGGUGGGUGCGUCCGCAUGAUCGUGACGGGUGCUGCCCCAGCCUCUCCAACUGUCCUGGGCUUCCUGCGGGCGGCCCUGGGUUGCCAGGUGUACGAGGGGUAUGGGCAGACGGAGUGCACGGCGGGCUGCACCUUCACCACCCCGGGGGACUGGACCUCAGGUCAUGUGGGAGCCCCUUUGCCCUGCAACUUAAUCAGACUGAAGGACGUGGAGGAGCUGAAUUAUUUUGCUUCUAAAGGAGAAGGAGAGAUAUGCGUGAAAGGACCAAACGUUUUUAAGGGUUAUCUGAAAGAUGAGGAGAGGACAAGUGAAGCACUGGACCAGGAGGGCUGGCUGCACACCGGAGACAUUGGGAAGUGGCUACCUAAUGGGACACUCAAAAUCAUUGAUCGGAAGAAGCAUAUAUUUAAACUUGCUCAGGGAGAAUACAUUGCACCAGAGAAGAUAGAGAACAUCUACAUCCGCAGUGACCCCGUGGCCCAGAUCUACGUCCAUGGAGACAGCCUGCAGGCCUUCCUGGUGGGAAUCGUGGUGCCGGAUGCCGAAGUGAUGCCAGGCUGGGCAAAGAAGAGAGGGUUUGAUGGAACGUAUGAGGAGCUCUGUAGAAAUAAGGAACUGCAGAAAGCAAUAAUGGAAGACAUGGUACGGUUAGGGAAGGAGAGCGGGCUUCAUUCCUUUGAGCAGGUCAAAGCCAUUUACAUCCACUCCGACAUGUUCUCAGUACAGAACGGUUUGUUGACGCCGACGUUAAAGGCUAAGAGACCAGAACUGAGAGAUUACUUCAAAAAACAGAUAGAAGAGCUAUAUUCCAGCAUCUCCAUCUGAAACCACGGGACGAACCUUCCGAGUGACGGACUUUGUAGCAAUAUUAGGAUAAUGCUCAAAAGUACAGAGCCAGAAUGACACAGCUGAAGCGGAUGAGUGUCUGAAUCUUACGUCUGAGCCUUUUAUUGUUUUAGGAUUUCACCACUAACCACCAUUUCCCCUUUCCUUCUGUUUUUCAUCAGGUGUUGAUAUCAGUUUUACUCUAUGGACACAGUAGGGCACCAUCAAGAAUUAUGCUAAAUUGCCACAAAAUAUACAGCAAUUUCAAUCCAUGACCGAAUAAAUUAUGGAAACUUACUAAUAACUAUAAGCAUUUCAAGACUAAACUAGAGAAAGUUUCAGAUAUGUCUGCUGAUAUUUGAUUGUAAAUAACCUACACGUCAGAGACUGAGUUGUGGAUAAAUCAGUAAUGUGGUCUACCUCAAGCUAUCGGCGACUGAUGGUGAAAGCCUAUGUUCUGUGACCUGUAACUCUAAGCUGGAUAUUGGUUUAUGUAUUAACUGAUAGUUUUUAUAUUUUCCAGGACGUAAAUUCCAUCAGUUUGACUUAAUCACUAACAACCUAACAGCCAGAAUCGAAACAAGAACAAAUCUCCUGGUACUUGUGCUCAAUAGGCCUCUCAGUGUAUGACACCUAAUGGACAACCACUGCUUGGGAUCCCCACGUGUUGGCAGUGCUGCAGGGCAGGAGCCCCCAGCUGAGCCCAGCACCUCCUGCACGGCCAUUUCAGGCAGCCCAGAGCCCCAAGGAUGCUGCAGCACAGCAAAGCAAGGCCUGCAUGAGAGCCACCUAUGUCUGGUCCUUGGUUUAUACUUUGCAGCCUGGUUGGGCUGGUUCCCUUUUGGAGCACGUGGUGUGAGCAGAGCUGGGCAACGUGGGUCUGUUUGGAGAACAGCUGGCCUGGGAUGCAGCCAUGCUGGAGAAGAGGUGGAAAUGUUGCUCCAAGUGGCUACGAGGACAAUUCUGGCCCCAAAAUGCUGUGGGAUAAUGCAUUGGAUGUGGGUGCUAGGAAAGCACUUCCAUGUGCAGACGCUUGGAUCCAGUUAUCACCUGCAUUGGCCUUUCUGCAAUAAGCAGCAAGUUUUGGGAGGAAAUACAGAAUCCAUGAGCAGCCAUUGGAAGGGGCCAGGAAUGGAGGCUGGAGAGCAAACUGCCAACAGAAGCACAGUGCAAAGCAGUGAGAAGCCAUGAGAUCAGGGAGUGUAAGCUCUGGAACUGCUGAACGGGGUCCUGCAUCCAUCUAUGUGCAUUACCAGCUGCUGUGUGCUGCACCAGCACCAUGGGGCUCUGCCUGCUAGACCCCUCUUGCUAGGGCAGCAAAGGCACAUGUUUUUCACUCAGAGGGUGGUGAGGCACUGGAACAGGCUGCCCAAGGAGGCUGUGGAUGCCCCAUCCCUGCAGG
Meleagris gallopavo (turkey) is the source of this 3756-nucleotide messenger RNA. It is a transcript of the gene ACSL6, whose product is annotated as acyl-CoA synthetase long chain family member 6. Lineage: Eukaryota; Metazoa; Chordata; Aves; Galliformes; Phasianidae. Gene Ontology annotation, molecular function: long-chain fatty acid-CoA ligase activity. Gene Ontology annotation, biological process: long-chain fatty acid metabolic process. The record is from RefSeq and is a predicted model, not a curated record. Gene Ontology annotation, cellular component: membrane; endoplasmic reticulum.